UUUUGACUAUUUUCGCCUGACGAUAGUAUAUUUAUAUCGGGUAGUCAGUCUGCUACAACGCAGAACCAGGCACAUAUUUGCUUCUUUCACGUUGCCACACCUCAUUAACACAACGUGUUGGCGGUAGUUAAUAUAUUGACGUGAUAAAGUAUCAUUUUUAUCUUUAUUUUGUAAAACAUUUAAUAAAACAAUUUGUACGGUUUUGACUUAAUAUUCACUGAUGCAGCGUGAUAACUAGAUAUUCACCGUUUAUCAUAAAUUUUAGAUUCGUUUGUCAAGAAGUUCUUAAAUGAUCGUGAAAAUGUCGCUAAAUAUGUGAACUGCAUGAAACUUGCUACUAAACAGUACUGGAUGCCAGAAAUAACACAAGAGUUACAGGACGUAAUAUCUGACAUCAACUCAUACAGUAUGUAUUUGGAUUACUGAUUUAUUUGUUUAAUCCCAGUCAAUUAUUUGACCAAAAUGUGUUAUAUAUUUCAGUUUAUUAAUUCCAUAUUCAAACAAUGUAUAAACGUAUUAUUGGUGAAUAAAAUCUAUUUUCAGUCUGAUAUAUCAUAGAGAAUGAUAUCUAUGUAAACUUGUACAUGACUUAUUAUGAAGUCUAUUUAUUACUUAAUUCUGGUACAUGUAGAAAUAAAAGUGCCGGAAUCGUCGACUCUACACCAGUGUAUCAACACGAAAAUAUCCAAAUAUAACGAUAUUUUCCGAUUGUCUACAUUGGUUAUCGAGAUAUACGAAGUUAUGAAGAAUUACAAUAUAAAUUUAUUGAAACAUCGUCUUCUAACAAAUAUUGUCAAUGAAGUUAUCCGACGAAACACAAAAGUGUGAAUUGUGAGUCAAUUAAAUAUGUUUCAUCGACCAAAUACUUUCGUGUAAUUAUCAGUUAUAUAUAAUAUGGAAAAUGAAUUUACUAAUGAUUUUGAUUGAUGCAAGUGUCAAACACAAGUUGAUCAUAAUUGUGGCGAUCACUAACGCGGUUGGAAAUCACAUCUUGAAUUCCGUCAUAAGCCAAAAUCCCAAUGUCUGUUUAUUAUUUUUGAAUAAACAGUGAAAGACACCGAGGAGAGUUCGACAACGCAAUCAAAUGAAAAUCUUGAUUAUUUCGUUUGAAUUCGGAUAAUUUACGGUGAAUUCUAUUUCAGUUUGUCCAGUUGGUAAAUAAAUUUAAUUGUGAUCAUUUGUGUUGAAACGAUAAAUGAUUUAACAUAUUCGUUAUUGAUUACACGAAUCAGAUACCACUUUAUAACUGUGAUUCUUUCGCAUGAUUAUAAUAAAUUUACAUGCAUGAUUUUAUUUAGUCUAGAUGAUGGUCGAAAGUUGUUGAAGUCACGUUUCAAAAUGAUGAUGAUAAUCAUUGUGAAUUAUUUGGUUAAUUUCGUUCGGAAAUCGUUUCCAUAACUGAUUUAACAAGUGUUCUAUUGCUCUUCUUCUUCUUCUUCUUUUUCUUGUUCUUUGAGUCGUUCUAAUGUUGAUAUGUUGCACUUACAAUCAAGUAAAAUUUCGAGAAUACUGCAACACAUACUGUAACCUUAUUUUGAUGCACUCGAAUACCAAGCACAUUACUAUGGAAUUAUUUGCUUACUCUUCAAUAAUCCACUUUAUUUGUUAAAUUAUCACGAUUAUGCUUUUACACCUUACUUGAAUGAAUACAAGUUUUUCUGUCGUUA
This is a messenger RNA of Schistosoma curassoni, 1667 nucleotides long. NCBI's taxonomy places the organism in Eukaryota, Metazoa, Platyhelminthes, Trematoda, Strigeidida, Schistosomatidae. The record is from the annotation of a GenBank genome assembly.